Messenger RNA from Xenopus tropicalis (tropical clawed frog), 1626 nucleotides. RefSeq names its product tektin 2 (gene tekt2). The coding region runs from base 88 to 1380 and encodes 430 amino acids. The record is from RefSeq and is a predicted model, not a curated record. The transcript is spliced from 10 exons. NCBI's taxonomy places the organism in Eukaryota, Metazoa, Chordata, Amphibia, Anura, Pipidae. Gene Ontology annotation, cellular component: microtubule cytoskeleton; cytoplasm; cilium. Gene Ontology annotation, biological process: cilium assembly; cilium movement involved in cell motility.
CAGCUGCAAGGUGAGAUACCUUCCACUCGGGUUCUAGCGAUUGAGGGUUUAGGGGCUAAACGAGGCUGAGGACUGUUGCCAAUAGAUAUGGCGACUUUGAGCCUCAAGCCAGGAAGCAGGUUUUCAGUGACAGACUGGCAGACCAAUGCUGCUCUCAUCUCCACAAAUGCAGAGAGGCAGCGCAUUUCUUCUCAUCAGAUCCGUCAAGAAGCACGGGCUCUUCGCAAUGAGACCAGCAACCAGACAAAGUGGGAUGAGCAGGACAACAGCACCCGCCUUGCUGAACGCAUAGAUGAGGUGGAGAAGUGGCGGCAAGUGCUUGACAAGUGUUUGUCUGAGGUCGAUGCUGAAAUCAAUGCCUUGACUCAGAUCAAAGAUGAAGCAGAACAAGCCCUGCAAGCUAAAAACAUCCCUCUUGAUGUGGCCAUUGAAUGCUUCACUCAUCGAGAGAGCCGCAGGGAGAUUGAUCUAGUGAAAGAUCCUGUUGAGGAUGAGCUGCACAAAGAGGUGGAAGUGAUUGAAGGUGUCCGCAGGGCUCUUCAGCAAAAGAUCAGUGAGGCAUUUGAGCAGCUAUGCCUCCUACAGGAAGCACGACACCAGCUGAACUUUGACCAGAGAAGCAAGACUGAUACAGUGGAAAUAGAUCAGACCUGCCUAUCACUUACUAAGAAUUCACCAAACAUCUCUCUUAAAGUGGAUCCAGCUCGUGUACUAAAUGGGACCACCACCCCCCAGGAAUGGGAGCAAUUCAGCCGUUACAGUAAGGAACGAGCAGAGGCUGAGGUCAGAACCUCUGGAAGACUAAGAGAAUCUAUUGCUUUGACUAUUGCACAGACAAAUAAUGAAUGUGAAGCUCAAAGAGUGGCAGUGGAGUUUGCUUUCAGGAAGAGGAUCCAUGAAUUUGAGAGAGCUCUGGCUGAGCUAAACUGGCAAGAGAAAAAUACUAAGGAGGAAAUUGAAGAGAUGGAAGGUGAUAUUAGGCACCUUGAUGAAGAUCUGAGAGAAAAGAAGGGGUCUCUGAAGCUGGCUCACACGCGACUGGAGACCCGUCUGCACAGGCCCAAUGUGGAGCUCUGUAGGGAUCAGGUGCAAUAUGGUUUGACAGAUGAAGUCCGACAAAUUGAAGGCACCAUUGCUGCCCUGAAGGAAAAACUGUCUCAGUCACAGAAUGCUCUGGAUGCUUUGUAUAAGCAUCUAGCCCGAAUAGAAGAGGACACCAAGUGGAAGCAGAACUCUCUCAUCCUAGACAACAAAUGUUUAGAUACUCGUCGCAAACUCACACUGCCUCCUGAGAAAUAUGUUGCAACUUCAGACAUGUUCAAUCGCACCACCAACCGCAAUCUUUCACCCCUAAAGAGUCAGCAGCUAGAAUUGGCUUAGAGCUCAGAGAUCUAUAAUAUUUAAAUAAAACCAGAAUUAAGCAAUACUGAAUGUAUUAAACAGAAGCACUAAGUAUCUUUAGUAUAUUUAGCAAGCAAAAAGAAACAAAGGAAUCUAGAUGAAACUGUCUGCAAAAAAGGGAGUGCAUAACUAAGAUUUAAAUAAAUGCUGUAGAUGUGCAAAUAAAAAGUAUUAAGUCUGCAAAUAUUUAAUAAAAAGGAACAGUAUUGUUAUUUAGAGAUUAAA